AUGGAGCCUGGCUGGUCAUGGCGGGCCGAAUCCAAGGCACGACAACGGUCUUGGUUUUGUUCGACGAGGGUUCGUCUAUCGCACCCGCUUCCCCGAUGCAGUGCAUAUGCGCACGGCCAUGGAGAGAGUUCAACGUCGAUAGGCGAUGGGGGUGUAAUGGAUGAUAGGCGCCACAAUGCUUGGUCCCAGGGCGCGGGCAUGUCGUCGGCAGCAAAAGGCCAUGCUUGUAACAAGAUAAUCAAGGUCAGCGCUUCCUCCAAGCAAAGAAUAAAAACAAACAAGGUCAGCGGUAGCCAUGGCACCUGGGCGGGUGAGUGCGAGAGCGAGAGCGUGAAGGAUCAACCAGGAGAGGGCCCCAUCGGACGGUUUUUCGCUACCAAGCUGUCGGAGUCAGAGGCUUGUGAAAUGCCAGCAAUGCCAAUCAGCCCCCGGACCCCGAAGAUGAGCAGAGGCGUGGCCGAUUGCGCCCAUGCUGUCAAGGGCAAGACGCGUCUUGCUUGCUUGACGUAG
Messenger RNA from Bipolaris victoriae FI3, 510 nucleotides. RefSeq lists its product as hypothetical. Bases 1 to 510 code for a protein of 169 amino acids. The record is from RefSeq and is a predicted model, not a curated record. Lineage: Eukaryota; Fungi; Ascomycota; Dothideomycetes; Pleosporales; Pleosporaceae. The transcript has a single exon.